Messenger RNA from Copidosoma floridanum, 690 nucleotides. RefSeq lists its product as uncharacterized. The record is from RefSeq and is a predicted model, not a curated record. Lineage: Eukaryota; Metazoa; Arthropoda; Insecta; Hymenoptera; Encyrtidae.
AUGUCGCUGUUUUUGAAACCUGAAUCCUCAAGCUGCUGCUGCCCGCCGAUGCCAGGCCCAGCCGAUCCCUGUCCUCCGACAACGAAACCAGAAACCAAGUACGUCCACGAGGUGGGUGCCGAAAUGAUCGACAACCAGCUGAUCAUUCGUAUGGAAAAGGACAAGUCUCGGAAGAAAAAAACGAAAAGGGCCAACUGGGAGCCACCUUGCGAUUGCGACGUCAUAGAGAUUAAACGACCGACGAGCAAGCGCGAGAAACCCGAAAUCGUUAAUGGUGGCGAUAACAAUCAGAUCCUCUUUAGGAUACACUCGAAGGGACAUCUUCAUAAGAAGGAAGACCCAAACUACAAACCCCAGGCUAUUGCAUACAAGAUCAACAGAUCGGGCCCGGAAACAGAUCGCUCCCGAAAGAUAACGAUAUAUCCACAGCUGGGUGGUCCCAUAAGCCAGGACGUUUACACGGAUCACAUAACCGAGGAAGACGACGACGUUUACCUGUUGCGAGUGAAAAAGAAGAACGACGCCGGUGGGAAGAAACGCAACGUGGAGGUCGAGCUGAGAACCCCGAAACCCCCAGCAAAGCCCAAAACAAGGGAACCCGAGAUCGAAGCCAAUGAGGCGACGGAUGUGAAGCCGGAGGUGAAGAAAAAUGAGGAAAAUGAAAAGAAAACGAAGAAUACAGCGAAAUGA